This is a messenger RNA of Diplodia corticola, 504 nucleotides long. RefSeq lists its product as uncharacterized. The record is from RefSeq and is a predicted model, not a curated record. The transcript has 3 exons. Lineage: Eukaryota; Fungi; Ascomycota; Dothideomycetes; Botryosphaeriales; Botryosphaeriaceae. Bases 1 to 504 code for a protein of 167 amino acids.
AUGCAGCGUCAGGAGCCACACCCCCAGCCACCUCCGCCUCCGAGGCCACGUCCGCAGUACCAGACCGACCAGCACCACGCCCAGAACCGGGAAUCUCACAAGUCACGGCGCGACAAGCAGCACCAGCUAUACCACCAGUGUCAGCAGCAUCUGCAGUCACAGCAGCAGCAACCCUUGCAGCCACAGCAUCAGUUGCCAUACUCUACGCCCGAGUACCCGCAAAAGCGUAGGGAAAAACCAAUCAUAUCCCCGUCGCGCUCGCCGGCCCAGUCCAAGCCGAUGCCGUCUCCGAGCAAUGACCCAAAUUUCUCUUACUCAUCCCUCAUGAGAGGCCAGAACACCUGGGAGCAUGAGGCAGGCAAUGAGGACAUUCAGAUUGACGAGGAAUGGAUCGAGCGCAAUGGCGCCUUCGCUUGCAUCUGGGCCUUGACCUACAAGCUGCCCACCAAAGAGUCUGAGGAGAUGGCCAUGAUGACACCGCCCGGCCGCAGGAAGAAGGCCUGA